AUGCCAAAAAAGAUCCUCAAAUUUCACCCACCAGAAGGUGGAACAUUUACGGCGAUGAUUGACAUGAAACUCAGCAAGCGGUACUCAAACCAAAUGCGGCAGGUGAGGGAGGAAAAGGGGGAGGAGUUCGGCCCCGGAUAUUGGACCGAGGAUGAGAUUAUAUCCGCCAUGGAACCGGCAGUAUCGGACACUAUUAAAUCAGGAAUGUUCCGUCGCUCAUCAACCAACAAGAAGGAGUUGACUCUUGCUGAUCCCAGAAUCCUUCGCUCUGCCGACGACAAUUUCCGUCGCGAUUUGCACCACCUAGGCUGGAUGAGGUUUGACUUCACCAAGGAUACAGGAUUGAAUGUCCCUGGAAGUAGAAUAUUGUGGAAAACAAGGCCUGAGGAUGCCUUGGUAAUAGUCAGAAUGAAUUACUUCCGCUUGGUCAAAAUCCUAGACCUUGAGGACGAAGAUUUUCGGCGCUUUUGA
Histoplasma capsulatum G186AR is the source of this 471-nucleotide messenger RNA. RefSeq lists its product as uncharacterized. The transcript is spliced from 4 exons. The coding region runs from base 1 to 471 and encodes 156 amino acids. NCBI's taxonomy places the organism in Eukaryota, Fungi, Ascomycota, Eurotiomycetes, Onygenales, Ajellomycetaceae. The record is from RefSeq and is a predicted model, not a curated record.